AUGGAGUCGGCCCCCUCCACCAACGCCGAGCUGCAGUCCCCGCUCCUUGCCACCGCUUCGGACGCCUUCCCUAGCGCCUUCCCCAGCGCUGGCACCAAUGCGUCGGGGCAGCCGGGGGUCCGCAGCGCCUCGUCCCUCGCCCUGGCCAUCGCCAUCACCGCUCUGUACUCAGCAGUGUGCGCUGUGGGGCUGCUGGGCAACGUGCUCGUCAUGUUCGGCAUCGUCCGGUACACUAAGAUGAAGACAGCCACCAACAUCUACAUCUUCAACCUGGCUUUGGCAGAUGCAUUGGCCACCAGCACGCUGCCCUUCCAGAGUGCUAAGUACCUGAUGGAGACGUGGCCCUUUGGAGAACUGCUCUGCAAGGUUGUGCUGUCCAUUGACUACUACAAUAUGUUCACUAGCAUCUUCACACUCACGAUGAUGAGUGUCGACCGCUAUAUUGCUGUCUGCCACCCUGUCAAGGCCCUGGAUUUCCGCACCCCCGCCAAGGCCAAGCUGAUCAACAUCUGCAUCUGGGUCCUAGCCUCGGGUGUUGGUGUACCCAUCAUGAUCAUGGCUGUGACCCGUCCCCGGGACGGGGCAGUGGUGUGCAUGCUGCAGUUCCCCAGCCCCAGCUGGUACUGGGACACGGUCACCAAGAUCUGCGUGUUCCUCUUCGCCUUUGUGGUGCCCAUCCUCAUCAUCACCGUGUGCUACGGCCUCAUGCUGCUGCGCCUGCGCAGUGUGCGCCUGCUCUCCGGCUCCAAGGAGAAGGACCGCAGCCUGCGGCGCAUCACGCGCAUGGUGCUGGUGGUGGUGGGCGCCUUCGUGGUGUGCUGGGCACCCAUCCACAUCUUCGUCAUCGUCUGGACGCUGGUGGACAUCAACCGCCGCGAUCCGCUCGUGGUGGCCGCGCUACACCUGUGCAUCGCGCUCGGCUAUGCCAACAGCAGCCUCAACCCCCUGCUCUACGCCUUCCUCGACGAGAACUUCAAGCGCUGCUUCCGCCAGCUCUGCCGCUCGCCCUGCGGCCGCCCGGAGCCCGGCAGCUUCAGCCGUGCCCGCGAAGCUACGGUCCGCGAACGGGUCACCGCCUGCACCCCGUCCGACGGUCCUGGAGGCGCUGCCGCCUGA
Molecule: messenger RNA, 1116 nt
Organism: Pteronotus mesoamericanus
Lineage: Eukaryota; Metazoa; Chordata; Mammalia; Chiroptera; Mormoopidae
Gene: OPRD1
Product: opioid receptor delta 1
Exons: 3
Coding region: 1-1116 (371 amino acids)
Biological process (GO): neuropeptide signaling pathway; G protein-coupled opioid receptor signaling pathway
Cellular component (GO): neuron projection; plasma membrane
Molecular function (GO): neuropeptide binding; G protein-coupled enkephalin receptor activity
Source: RefSeq, a predicted model, not a curated record